Molecule: messenger RNA, 441 nt
Organism: Octopus bimaculoides (California two-spot octopus)
Lineage: Eukaryota; Metazoa; Mollusca; Cephalopoda; Octopoda; Octopodidae
Source: RefSeq, a predicted model, not a curated record
AUGGCUGUAGACAGAAAUACAAUCAAAACGCUCCACAGAGGAGGUGAAAGUAAUACAAUUAUAGCAAAAGAGUUAAAUGUCAACCGAAAAACAGUUUGGAAAAUUGUCAAGAAAUUUUCAGAGACUGGUUCCACCAUUGAUCAACAUGGACGUGACCGAGAAAGAAGUGUGAGGACCCCUCAGCUUAUCAAAAGCACAACAGAAAAGAUACGGCGAAAUCCUCAUCGUUCCUUAAGAAAAGUGGCUGCCACCAUAAAAAUAAGACGAGCAUCGAUGUAUCGAUUGCUGAAGGAGGAUCUCAGAACCUAUCCGUACAAGAUGAUUCACCACAAGGAGCUCACACAAGUUUAUAAAGCCUUGAGACUGAAGAGAGGUUUUAUUAUCUUCUUUCAAGUUGCUGAAAGCACGCUGUCCAACCUGGUGUUCACUGAUGAACAGUAA